GAGGCUUGGGCGGGAGGAGGGAGGCUGUGGAAGGAACGCUGAGCCCAGAGCGGAGCGCAGUGAAAAAGGCACCCAGGAGCUCAGUGAAGGAGGCACCCACCGACGGCGGGCGGGCGCAGCGGCCGCAGCGGAGCUAGAGAAGCCGAGAGGAGCCGGGAGUCGCUCUCCGGGCACAGAGAAGAGCGCAGCCGGCAGUGUCUCCGGGCCACUGCGCGGAAAGGCGGGCGCCCUCCCCUUGUCCCUGCUCCCGCACCGCGAGCGCCCUGCCCCUCUGGCCAGCAUGAGGCUCCUGACCGCUGCUCUGCUCCUGCUGCUUCUGGCUCUGUGCGCCGCGGGAGUGGACGGCUCCAAAUGCAAGUGCUCCCGGAAGGGGCCCAAAAUCCGCUACAGCGACGUGAAGAAGCUGGAGAUGAAGCCAAAGUACCCGCACUGCGAGGAGAAGAUGGUUAUCAUCACCACCAAAAGCGUGUCCAGAUACCGGGGUCAGGAGCACUGCCUGCACCCCAAGCUGCAGAGCACCAAGAGGUUCAUCAAGUGGUACAAUGCCUGGAAUGAGAAGCGCAGGGUCUACGAAGAAUAGGGUGAAAAACCCCAGAUGGGAGAGCAUCAUACCCGUUGGGAGACAGCAAAGGACUAUGCAGAUUAAACACACA
Messenger RNA from Pipistrellus kuhlii (Kuhl's pipistrelle), 653 nucleotides. It is a transcript of the gene CXCL14, whose product is annotated as C-X-C motif chemokine ligand 14. Gene Ontology annotation, cellular component: extracellular region. Gene Ontology annotation, molecular function: chemokine activity. The coding region runs from base 281 to 580 and encodes 99 amino acids. Lineage: Eukaryota; Metazoa; Chordata; Mammalia; Chiroptera; Vespertilionidae. The record is from RefSeq and is a predicted model, not a curated record. Gene Ontology annotation, biological process: cell chemotaxis; antimicrobial humoral immune response mediated by antimicrobial peptide. The transcript has 4 exons.